Hylaeus volcanicus is the source of this 1087-nucleotide messenger RNA. RefSeq names its product ran-specific GTPase-activating protein-like. The transcript is spliced from 4 exons. Gene Ontology annotation, cellular component: nuclear pore; cytoplasm. Gene Ontology annotation, molecular function: GTPase activator activity. NCBI's taxonomy places the organism in Eukaryota, Metazoa, Arthropoda, Insecta, Hymenoptera, Colletidae. Gene Ontology annotation, biological process: nucleocytoplasmic transport. The record is from RefSeq and is a predicted model, not a curated record. Bases 127 to 909 code for a protein of 260 amino acids.
AUUUAAACACCAUCUAUGAAUUAUUAUGGAGUCGUACGCGCAAUAUCGUGAUUUGCUAUCAAACAGGUCAAAGUUGGCGGUAUUUGAUAAUUGAUUGGCGAACUUAUUUUGCGGAUCUCGAACAAAAUGCCAGAAAACGUGUUAAACGGAGAUCAUGUCGACGCGAAGAGCGCUAAUUGUGAAACACAAGACAACGAGGAAGAGACUAACGAAAGUGACAUACAUUUUGAGCCAAUUAUUUCAUUACCUUUAGUAGAAGUAUCCAGCAAUGAAGAGGAUGAAGUUGAAAUGAUACGAAUGAGAGCAAAAUUGUAUCGUUAUGAUUCAUCCAACAACCCUGCUGAAUGGAAAGAACGUGGGACUGGAGAAGUAAAAUUGUUAAGACACAAAAUAAAAAAUACAGUGAGAGUUGUAAUGCGUAGAGAUAAGACGUUUAAAAUUUGUGCUAAUCAUUUUGUAACACCCUGGAUGGAAUUAAAGCCAAAUUGUGGUAGCGAUAGAGCAUGGGUAUGGAGCGUACUCGCUGAUUACGCGGAUGAACAGCUUAAGCCAGAGUUCCUUGCUAUACGGUUUGCAAAUGCAGAAAAUGCAUCGGUUUGGAAAGAAGCAUUUGAAAAAGCAAAGAAAAUAGUAAGCUCAGAGUGCGAGAUCUAUGCUGGGAAAAAUAACAUGGUUGAAAAACACAUUGAAAGUGAUAGUGAACCUUCUAGUGAUGUAAGUUAUAGUGAAAGUACCGACAACGAAGAUCAAGGAAAAAAACAGGUGGGAGGAGGAAGUUUAAAGAUUGAAAAUAAUGAAAUUGAGAAACUGGAAGAAUCUCUGAAGCAAAUAAAAAAUGAAGAAAGUAUGGAAAAGGUAUCCAAGGAACUCGAACAAUUAGAAGUUAAGGAUGUAGAGGGAAAAAAGUAAAUUAUAUUCUGGUAAAACAGAUGUUACUUAUAAUUCUACAUUCCGAUGUAAACAUACACGCAUGCAUACAUUUAAGUAUUUGAGCAUCGAACAUAACAUAGGAAAAUUUGUUAGCAAUAACGUUAAUAGACAGGUGACAUAAAUUUUCGAUUUAUGAAUAAGACAAUAUUUAUACGAA